Molecule: messenger RNA, 681 nt
Organism: Aspergillus fischeri NRRL 181
Lineage: Eukaryota; Fungi; Ascomycota; Eurotiomycetes; Eurotiales; Aspergillaceae
Product: DJ-1/PfpI family protein
Exons: 1
Coding region: 1-681 (226 amino acids)
Source: RefSeq, a predicted model, not a curated record
AUGCAUUUCGCCAUGCUCCUCUUCCCCGGCUUUGAAGCCCUCGACGUCUUUGGCUCCCUGGAAGUCCUCAACGUCCUCUCUGAAAGAAAACAGAUCUACCUCUCCCUCCUCGCGUCAAGCCUCACUCCCGUCUCAACUCAAUCCCCAGACCCAGCCGCACAUCGGGUAGGCUCGAUCUGCGCCCAGGAAGUACUUCCAACAGGUACUUUCGCCGACUUUUUGAAAGACGCACCCGCCCUGGAUAGCGUCAAGGGCAAGAUAGACGUGCUCAUUGUGCCCGGCGGCGCGGGAACCCGCUUCCCCCACGCCAUUAAUCCCGUCAUAGAGUUCGUGCGGGGAAUCGCCCCAUCAGUGAAGUACAUCAUGUCCGUGUGUAACGGCGCGGGCGUGUUAGCGCGGGCGGGCGUGCUGGAUGGUCGUCGAGCGACGACUAAUAAGAUGCUUUGGGGGCAGACAACGGCGCUGAGAGGGGAGGUGCGCUGGGUCAGAGAAGCCAGGUGGGUGGCUGAUGGAAAUGCGUGGACUUCUUCUGGGGUGAGUGCGGGGAUCGAUAUGAUGUUGGCUUUUGUGAGGGAGAUAUAUGGGAAGGAUCUGGCUGGUGGGAUAGCUCAAGAGAUUGAGUAUGUUUGGGAUGUGGAGGAUGAUGGGACAAGGGAUCCUUUUGCUAUUGCUGCUCUGUGA